UCGUCAAGGGCUUCAUGAGAAUCGUCGAACCGCGCUCACACAGCUGUCAACCGUGGGAAUCAGCUAUCGCCGCGUACGUACCUGCAUUUGCGGCUGCGUAAUAACGCGAAGUCGUGAUUCGUGAUGUGGUCGGUAGGGUUCCCCAAUGUGUGCUUGCCGAUUCAGGCACUGCCAAAUAGUUGCCGCUUGUGGUUACUAGUUCUAUUAAAAAUGGCAUUGGAUGGAGGAUGGAGUGAUGGAUGCCCCUCCAGCUCUCCGAAACUGACGCUCUUAGAGGAAUCUCUGCUCCAAGCCGAACAGCAAAUGCAAGACGGCCGGAUGCUGUUGCCGAUCCUCGACCGGUUUUUACCACCAGAGAAGCAGGAGAUCCUCCGCGCUGCCAUCGGGACCACCGUGUCCUUCUCCUGUACACCCCUGGCGACGGGCGUCACGGAUCCGCUUCAGCUUAUAUGGCGUCAUCAUAACUUACUGAUUUACGCCAACUCCAGUGUACCACCGGCCACCUCCGAAGCGUAUUUCUACACCCACGCUGUCCACGGACCGGCCAGCCACCUGUUCAUCCACAACGAGAGCAUAGUAUUACCGUGCAGACGUAUCGUUUAA
Paramacrobiotus metropolitanus is the source of this 603-nucleotide messenger RNA. RefSeq lists its product as uncharacterized. Bases 124 to 603 code for a protein of 159 amino acids. The transcript is spliced from 2 exons. The record is from RefSeq and is a predicted model, not a curated record. NCBI's taxonomy places the organism in Eukaryota, Metazoa, Tardigrada, Eutardigrada, Parachela, Macrobiotidae.